AUGGCUGACGGUUUGAGCCUUGUAGCAAACAUCAUUGCCGUCGUUCAACUAGUGGGAGGGGUAGGGAGAUAUAUUAAUGAGGUCAAAGGGGCCUCAAAAAGUCUCAAGGAUUUCGAAAGAGAGAUCGAGUCCUUGAGGUCUAUUCUUUUAAAACUGCGAACGUUUGCGGAGGAGAAUCCCGUAAUAGCAGACUCUUGGAGUUUAACUGCACCACUGGAUAAAUGCGCAGCCGAUAUGACCAGGAUCAAUCUUGAGCUCGCGUUGGUACCUAAGAAAAAAAUAUGGGGCAUACAGCUUUUCUGGUGUCAGUGGCCUUUCAAAGAAAAGGAAACUUUGGGAUUUAUUGAGCGGAGCGAAAGAUUGAAAUCUAUCUUCAUUCUUGCUAUGGGUGAAUUACAACAGUCUCAACUAAGAAAUAUUGAAAACAACGUACAGCAUCUUGUGCAAGCAGCCCAGGGUUCAUAUGAGUCUACGAAUAUCGAAGACCAGAGCAUCCAACAUGACAAACCGAAUAGGGAAGUAGUAAUCAAUUGGCUUCCAAAACUGGGAGAAUGGGAAAUCGAAAUCUCGACUACUUUGGGGUUACGGUAUACCUGGAGCGGGAAAGACCUUUUUGAGCUCACUCGUGAUCGACCAUCUUAA
Molecule: messenger RNA, 642 nt
Organism: Morchella importuna
Lineage: Eukaryota; Fungi; Ascomycota; Pezizomycetes; Pezizales; Morchellaceae
Exons: 6
Coding region: 1-642 (213 amino acids)
Source: RefSeq, a predicted model, not a curated record